Fulvia fulva is the source of this 213-nucleotide messenger RNA. Its product is annotated as Ecp10-1. The transcript has 2 exons. The record is from RefSeq and is a predicted model, not a curated record. The coding region runs from base 1 to 213 and encodes 70 amino acids. NCBI's taxonomy places the organism in Eukaryota, Fungi, Ascomycota, Dothideomycetes, Mycosphaerellales, Mycosphaerellaceae.
AUGCGGUUCUCGAUCUUUACCAUAUUCGCAGCUCUUGUAGCUGGCGGCUUGGCCCAAUCAUGGAACUGCGACACAUCUGAGCAACGCUGUAUUAACAGAGAAUUGGGGUCGAGCUAUCGAUGUUCCGAAAACGCUCUAUGCAAGAAGCAGGGCAAUGGCUGCAGUCCGGUCACCGUGAAGGGAAGGAUCGAGUUUGCUAACUGCUCCGCAUGA